Portunus trituberculatus (swimming crab) is the source of this 2166-nucleotide messenger RNA. RefSeq names its product proline-, glutamic acid- and leucine-rich protein 1-like. NCBI's taxonomy places the organism in Eukaryota, Metazoa, Arthropoda, Malacostraca, Decapoda, Portunidae. The transcript is spliced from 12 exons. The record is from RefSeq and is a predicted model, not a curated record. Gene Ontology annotation, cellular component: nucleus. Gene Ontology annotation, biological process: rRNA processing. The annotation marks the transcript as partial.
CCCUGAAUUAAUAUGGCGGAGACACGUGGGGCGGCGCGGAGAGAGGAAGAGUGACUGACUGAGGCAACACUUGAUGAAAUUGGAAAAAGAAAUGAACAUAUGAUCAAAAUUUGGAAGAAAAAGACAAAACGAAAGUAAGCCAAGAAUAGAACACAAACAAGAACAAGAAACAGAGAAGUGGGAGCCGAUAUAAAGGCCUUGAAUUCCACACUAACUGGACUGGAAAGAGAGAGAGAGAGAGAGAGAGAGAUUUCAAGUGUCACAGGUCCAAAGAAGAAGAACUGAGCAAUGGACGUGUACCAGAACAUUUGGACCAACUGCGAGAAGAGCCAGCUGGAGAAACACAACCAGCUGAUUAGCGAGUGUGUCAUCAACCAAGGACUCUUCCAAAACGAGGAUGAUCGUCUGCUUAAGAUUCACGUCCGGGAAAUCAACAGUCUGCUCAACAGUCCCAAGACCAGGGAGCGAGGACUGCGGCUCCUGCUGGAUGUGGUGCCGCAGUGUCCCCAGCAGGUGUUGGCGGAGCAGUGUGAGCGCUGGUUCAAGUUUUGUAGUGAUGCCAUAGCAGCAUCCAGGAAGACCAGGAGCCUGACACAAGCCUGCCAGGUCCUCACGGCACUGCUGAGGGACCUGCCCAUCCUGCCUGAGCUGCAGCGUUGUGUCUCGGCAAAGUCCUCCGCCUUCCUGGUCCUCGAACUGUCAUCGGCUGUGAAUGACCCAGCACCCCUCGAGUGUCUUUACGAGUACAUCCAAGCUGCUCCCGGCCAGUGUCUGCAGCAUAAGAAAGUUCUUGAGGAGCGCAUGUUACACCACCUGGACAACCCUGUGACUCUCUGUGGCGGUGGGAGCAUGACACGGCUGGCAGGGAGGGUGUUCGCCGCACUGCCCCUGCCUGGCAUUGGCGGCGGGAAUGUGGCACAGGCACGCGCUGAGGCCAGGGGGAGGCAGUUGGCACUCCUUCUGGCUCUGGCACACUCCCUCAUGGACACACUGCUAGAUGGCGUGGUGGAGAAGGAGUCACACCCAUACCCCAGGGAGCACAGUGGCCUCACCCUUCGCCCACUGGAGGACAUCACCACCGAUCCCAUCAGCUCACGGCUCGCCAUCAUCGCUCGGCUCUCCAACACUCUGACCUUUGUGGCAGAGAUGAUCACCGACGCUGCCAACACUGCCAUCACCUUCACUGCUGACCACCUGCUCAGUGUGGCCUUCAGACUGUUGCAGGUGGAGUGUGGAGUCCUGGAGCGGUACAAGGGUCAGGAACACAAGCUGCUGGCCUUCUUCCUGCCCUCCCUCCACCACCAGGCACUGCUGCUGCUACAGGACGUCAUUACCAGCCUUGGCGAGGGAACAGACUGCUACUUCGACACUCUGGGGGACCUGCUGACCUCUGUGGUGCAGGCGAGCAAGGCCGGGGCAAAGAGCAGGCCAGUGUGGUGCAGUGGUGGCCAGCAGACGAGGGUGGUGGCAUAUGCUGUGCUGGCGGAGCUGGUGAGGACGUCGAGGGGCAGACACACACCCUCGGCAGCGCUGGUUACUAUGGUGCUUAGUGAUGUGAGCCCCAAGGAGGAAGAGGUGAAACUGCAGAAGCAGGGAAAGGGUCUCGCCUCCCUGUCAGUCACCAAGGCAGCAGGGAAGAAGAAGGGAUACACAGUAACAGCUGGGAGUGCUGGUGCCAACGUUGGGCCGGUGCCAAGGCCAGACCGCUUCAAUCGCCUGGCCCGGGUGGCGCUGGUGGUGGCCGAGAUGUUGUUUGCCCACGCCUCUCACUCCAUGGCACUCAAAGACCACCAGGUUUGUUGUUGGUUUGUUGUGACUCACUACAAGAUAGGUAGGAGGGAGAUGGGGACACAGAGGAGGUGGAAGAGUAACAGUAGGAGGAGGAAGAGAAAGAAAAAGGAGGAUGAGGAAGAACCAAUGAUUGAGGAUAAGAUCAAUCACACACAUGAAGAAGAAAGGAAGGAGGAAGACAAGGAAAUUGAAAAGGAUGAAGGCAAGAAAGAUAAAGAGAGGGAGGAAGAGAACAAGAAUAAGAAAGAGGAUAAGAAUGAAGAUGAAAUUUGGUGCAGUGAGGAAGAAAAAGACAAAAAUGAUCUAAAAGAGAAAAAGAAGGAAAAUGAGAAAGACAAAAGUGAUAUAGAAGAGGAGGAGGAAGAGGAAAAUGAG